Molecule: messenger RNA, 7143 nt
Organism: Aspergillus steynii IBT 23096
Lineage: Eukaryota; Fungi; Ascomycota; Eurotiomycetes; Eurotiales; Aspergillaceae
Product: type I polyketide synthase
Exons: 8
Coding region: 1-7092 (2363 amino acids)
Biological process (GO): secondary metabolite biosynthetic process; fatty acid biosynthetic process
Molecular function (GO): oxidoreductase activity; phosphopantetheine binding; fatty acid synthase activity
Source: RefSeq, a predicted model, not a curated record
AUGGCGUUCACACCAGAAACAUCAAAUUCCACGGGAACUAUGGAGUCGAAUCGAUUCAUUCAAGAACCGAUCGCGGUCGUGGGAAUGGCCUGCAGGCUCCCAGGUCAUAGCGAUUCACCCCGGAGACUAUGGGAAUUCUUAAUGCGAAACGGAGUGGCAGGAACGGACGUACCAGCUGGGAGGUUCAAUUUAAAUGGGUUCUACGAUGGCUCAGAUCGGCCUCACACGUUCCGAUCACCAGGUGCCAUGUUCAUGGAAACGGUAAAUCCGGCAGAGUUCGACGCUUCAUUUUUCAACAUACCUCCGCAAGAAGCGAUUUCCAUGGACCCACAACAGCGGAUUUUACUGGAGGUCAUUUAUGAAGCACUCGAAGGGGCCGGUAUACCUUUGGAAUCACUGGCUGGAGAGAAAUAUGGGUGCUUUGUGGGAGCACACACAGGAGAUUACUGGGAUGUCUUCGCGCGCGACCCAGAUUCAAGACCUCCGAAUGCUGGGAUAGGCGGCUCAGCAACCAUGCUGAGCAACCGAGUCAGCCACUUUUUGGACAUCAAAGGCCCGAGUUCGUUGGUUGCUCUAGACACAGCAUGCAAGUCCUUACACAUCGGCGAGAUAAACGGGGCAAUCGUAGCGGCAUCCGGGUUGAUCUUGAACCCUGACUAUGGAUGCGACGCUGGAUCAAUCAAGAGCACCCACUCCCCGACCGGACGAUGUCACACGUUUGACGCCAAAGCAGACGGCUACAUCAAGGCCGAAGGCGUCAAUGUUGUCAUCUUAAAACGCCUCGACGAUGCCAUUCAAGACAGAGACCCAAUCCGCGCCGUGAUCCGAGGAUCGGCUAAUAAUCACAACGGCCGUACGGCUGGUAUUGCCUCCCCAAAUGCUGACAUUCAGGCUGCCGCCGUGCGCCAGGCAUACGCUAAUGCCAAUAUCACCGAUUAUUCUCUAACCGCAUAUUUGGAGUGUCAUGGAACUGGGACCAUGGCCGGGGACCCUGUGGAGACGACAGGAAUUGCGUCGGUCUUUGCUUCGUCACGGACCAUCGAUAAACCGCUUCGUAUUGGAUCAAUAAAAAGCAACAUUGGACAUAGUGAGUCCGCCGCGGGCUUGUCCGGAAUGAUGAAGGGAAUUAUGAUCAUCGAGACAGGGUUAAUUCCUGGAAAUCCCACAUUUGUGACACCAAACCCUGAAAUUGAUUUCCAUGGCUUGAAACUCGAUGUUCGGCAAGAACUCACGCCUUUUCCAGAUAUGCCGUUCCGCCGGGUAGGCGUCAAUUGCUUUGGAUUCGGAGGAUCAAAUGCGCACGUUAUACUAGAUGAACCGAAUGCGCUAGUCUCGGAUUAUACUCCAGCAUAUGUCAGCUCAUACCGGUCGCCAGGAGCGGCCGCAGACCAGUGCUCAAGCUCGACAAAUUUGCGACCGUACCUUCUAUGCUUCUCCGCAAACAAAGAAGGGUCACUCCGAGAUUCGAUCGACAAACUGACGCAACAUGUGCGCGACCCCGAAAUCAAUAUCAACCCUCGCGAUCUGGCCUAUACAAUGGGUGUCCGCAGAAGCCAUUUGUUCCAUCGGGGCUACUUGAUAACAAAUCAUUUGGGCGACUUGGAUGCCACAAUGGCGGUCUGCGGAAAGAAGAGUAUCCACCCUCCAAGGAUCGGAUUCGUGUUCACGGGGCAGGGCGCUCAAUGGCCAGAGAUGGGGCAAAGUUUGCUCGCAUCAUUCCAGCCGGCAAGAGACACCAUCGAUCACCUCGACUCAAUUCUCCAGCGUUUGCCAGAUCCGCCUAACUGGACAAUAUUGGACGAAUUGACAUCCCCUCGUGAUCCCCAGCAUACAAGACAGCCAGAAUUCAGUCAGCCUCUUGUCACUGCACUACAGUUAGCUCUUCUGGCUGUGUUAAAAAAUUGGGGUCUUUCACCACAGAGUGUUGUGGGCCAUUCAUCGGGUGAAAUAGCAGCGUCAUGCGCAGCUGGAUACAUCUCCGAUGAGGAGGCCAUCAUUCUUGCAUACCAUCGUGGGAAGGCUUGCCAGGGCACACGCCACCAAAGCGAUAUCGGGCUGGGAAUGCUAGCAGUAGGUCUUGGCGCUGAAGAUGUUCAGGAACAUCUCGACGAAUGCAACGAAGUUCAAAUUGCAUGUUUCAACAGUCCCACGAGUGUGACUCUCUCUGGCCCAGCCGCUGCAUUAGAGAGCCUGAAGAAUCGACUUACAGAGAACGGCGCAUUCGCACGAAUGCUGCAGGUAGACCAGGCUUAUCAUUCCAAGUACAUGGAGAAUGUCGGAGAGAAAUACGAAAACGCCGUGAGCAAAGACCUUCCUCGACUAUCCGCAUCGCUCUGUAUUUCCAGUCCCGUUCGUAUGUUCUCGUCAGUAUCUGGACACGAACAGACGGAAUCACCGGAUGUCGAGUAUUGGCGGACAAAUAUGGUGUCGCCGGUGCGGUUCGACGAUGCUGUUCGCGAGAUGCUGACAUCGAAAGAAUCCCCAAAUUAUCUAAUUGAACUUGGUCCUAGUGGUGCUCUAAAGGGACCUCUCGCGCAAAUCCAAAACAGUUUAGGCGGUUCUCCAAAAGCCAAGUACCUUUCAGCGCUGCAUCGAGGACCAGAAUCCAUCAAUUCCACCCUUGCAGUCGCUGGUGAACUAUUUUUAGCAGGAGCUCCAAUAUCAAUGCAACUGGUCAACGAAGAUCAGCAACCGGCCUAUCCGCGGAUCGUGACUGACUUGCCAGGAUACAGCUGGGACCACUCGACCAAAUACUGGUUCGAAUCGACAUCCAGUAAGGACUGGCGGUUCAAACCAUUUGUUCACCACGACCUUCUCGGUAGUAAAAUCAUUGGGACAUCUUGGCGCAAUCCAACAUUCAAGAAGACACUGAACCUAGCACACUUACCAUGGUUGCGAGAUCAUCAGAUUGGAUCAGAUGUCAUCUUUCCCGGGUCUGGAUACAUUGCAAUGGCCGUGGAGGCAUUAUACCAAGUCACCUGCAUCCGCCAACCAGACACUGCCGUGUCAUCAUCAAAUCAGUUGGGGUACCGUUUACGCAAUGUCCGUUUUGAUAUGGCUCUGAUCCUGGAAGACGGUAUUGAGCCGGACGUCUACCUCACUAUGAGUCCAUUCGGAGGUUCGGAAGACACCUGGUAUGAAUUCACGGUCUUCUCGACAAGGCAGGAUAUCACGACACAUCAUUCAAGCGGGAUAAUUCGAGUCCAGGACACUGUUGUCGACCCGGCACCCGAGAAAGACAUCGCACCUCUAGAGCACGCGCUACAGGGCCAUUCGUGGACCAAGGCUUUUGCAGAAAUCGGCUUCAACUAUGGUCCAGCGUUCCAUCUGCUCCGGGAAGUGGAGACCCGCGCUGGUCAUAGGAAAGGCCGAUGUACCAUUACAUUAGCUGAUCCUUCUUCAGAUCAAGCCCACUCAUCCUAUCCUUUCCAUCCUGCCGCGCUAGAUGGGGUUCUCCGAGCUACUGCCCCAGUAUCUGUGGCAGGAAUGCGCAGAGCAGUUCGUGAAACCUUGAUCCCAGCCAUGAUCGAUGAUUUCAUUAUCAAUCCUAAUUCCAGCCGCCCCGACGUCGGUAUGGCGGUAUCCUCGAGCUAUUAUUCCGGUCGAGGAAGGUAUGACGCAGCCAAGAGCUAUCUCGGCGACACUUCUGUGUAUGAUCCAGCCACAGGAGAACUGCUCAUUCGGAUGACGAAGCUGGCCAGUCACAAGGUUGAUCUAGGGACUGACCCAUUAGCGCCACACACGCUGACCCAUGAAGUUUGGAAGCCGGACAUCGCCACGCUGACCACACAAUCUCUUCGUAUACUGAGCAACCAAUAUGCGGACAUCGUUUCAGGGAUCCUGGAAUUAGCUUUGCAUAAAAAGCCCGAUCUAAAUGUCCUUGAAAUCGACUUAGACACGGGAGACCUAAACAGCCCGUGGUUGGACUGGCAGCAACAAACUGAACGCCAGUCCGGGCGAAAUUACCGCUUCAUGGCACUUGAUCCAGUUAGCAUCACUGAUAUCCGAAGCCAAUAUGACAGCUUUUCGGAUUUUUCGGUCGAUUUAAUGGAUCCUGAAAGCAGCCGACUGGGGCUUCAAGGGGAAGAAAAGUUCGACCUCAUAAUUUUGAAAUGUGUCUCACCUUUGCCGGACAAGAUGAUAUCGGUCCUGGCGGCCAUAAAUACCUUGCUAUCCGCAGAAGGUCGUUUACUAGCUAUUGACUUCUCAGCCACCGGGCGUCAAAUUAGUCCCAAACGCUCGUUGGAGGGCAAUUUGGAUAGACCCAAAUUUUCCCAGGUUAUUACCAUACCUGAAAAGAGCAGAAACAUAUUCUUGUGUUCGCCGCAUUUAGAACAGGAACCUGAGAUACCGGGAGCUAGCAUGUAUGCUGUUUCCUUUGAGGAAGGCUAUCAUUUUCCCGCCGUGUUACGAAGCCAUCUCCACAAAGCAGGGUGGCAAGUCCACGAGCGUCGAUGUCUAUCUGAGGAUAUCCCAGAGAGAGCUACUGUCCUCGUCACAGAUGAGGUAUUCUCUUCCGUCUUCACAAACAUUUCGGAACUGCAGUGGGAUUACCUUCGGCGCCUGGUGACCAGCGGCUGCAAGGUACUUUGGGUGACACAGGGGUCUCAACUCACAGUGUGUCAACCAGACAAUGCUCUUGCGGUCGGGCUUUUCCGUUCCGUUCGUUCUGAAGACCCGAGCGCAACAAUCAUGACACUCGACGUGGGUUCCAGCGACCCUGAGCAGGCAGCGCCGCAUAUUCUAGAGGUUUUGAGGCAGAUGGAGCGACCGCAUGCCCGAUGGAUAACUGACAGUGAAUAUGCGGAGCGAGAUGGGGUUCUCCAUGUCCCACGGAUUGUUCCUUACAAGAAACUAGAGUCUGAGGUAAACGCACACAUCCGGAAACCAACCACGCAACCUUUAUCCCAAAACCAUGCAAUCGUACAGCUCAGAGCUGAGCGGGUUGGUACCCUGGAUGGGCUGCAGUUUGUCGAGAUUCCCACUACGCCUCCUCCCCAGGGACAUGUUGAAAUUGAAAUAUGCGCCGCGGGCCUCAAUUUCAAGGAUGUAGCUGUCACCAUGGGGAUAGUUCCAGAGAACGAACACCUACUAGGACUAGAAGGGGCCGGUGUCAUUUGUGGCACUGGAGCGGGCGUUUCAAAAGAUUUAUCACCAGGCACGCGCGUUGUCUUCAUGGCAAAGGGGUCUCUCGCCAACCGCAUCCAAGUGCCCGCAGAAUUCGUGCUUCCGAUUCCUAAUGCCUUGUCGCAUCAAAAUGCAGCGACAAUGCCUGUGGUAUUCUGUACGGCUCUUUUCGCCAUAUUUGACAUCGGCAAUCUCCAACCGGGACAGACAGUGCUCAUCCAUUCAGCUGCAGGAGGUGUCGGGAUGGCUUGUAUCCAACUAGCUCAAUACAUCGGAGCAGAUAUCUAUGUGACAGUAGGAACGGAGCAGAAACGUCGCUGUCUCCACGAGAAGUUCGGCAUUCCGUACGAUCGCAUGUUCUCAUCACGAUCCGCAGAUUUCGCAUCCGAUAUCACCAAGGCAACCCAGGGGCAGGGCAUCGAUGUUAUUGUCAACUCACUGACAGGCGACUUGCUGGACGCAACCUGGCGUAUCUGUGCCGACGGCGGAACAAUGGUGGAAAUUGGAAAGCGAGAUAUUGUGGAACGCAAUUAUCUCGCGAUGGAUCCAUUCGACCGGGGGUGCUCAUACCGUGCUAUCGACCUAUCGCACCCUAAAUUGUUACUUAAACUGCCCAGUCUUCUCAAACGGAUUUUCGAUCUUCAAGCGAAUGGAUACAUCUCUCCCAUUACCCCAAUUACCACAUUCCCGAUGGACCAGAUUCCUGAGGCAUUUGCGUAUCUCCGCAGCGGCCGCCACAUUGGCAAAGUCGUUAUCUGUGACCAACCUGGGCAAGGCUCCGAGGUUUCCAUACGCCCAAUGCAGUGCGAUCUCGCUCUUACCGAGAAUCUAGCAUAUCUGAUGGUCGGGGGACUCAAGGGUCUUUGCGGCAGUCUUGCGCAGCACUUGGCAGAAAGAGGAGCUCGACACCUCGUCGUGAUGUCUCGUAGUGGAUACGCCGAUCCGCGCUCACAGAGAGUAAUUACCAACUGUCGUUCACUCGGGUGCGAGGUUCAUUUCUGUCGUGGGGACGUCCUGCGGGUCCUAGAUGUGCGACGAGCCUUCAUGAAGGCGCCGGUGCCAAUUGGCGGCAUUAUUCAAGGCGUCAUGCUUCUCCGCGACCGACCCUAUGAGACAAUGACAGUGGAUGAAUACCACCAAAGCAUCGAAGGAAAACUACAAGGAACCUGGAAUUUGCACCACGUCUCCAUGGAGCGGGGCCUUCCCUUGGAUUUCUUCCUCAUGCUGUCCAGUAUUUCAAGCGUGGUUGGCAGUCCCGGCCAGGCAAACUAUGCUGCCGCCAAUAGCUUCCUCGACUCGUUUGCUACGUACCGUCGGUCGAUGGGACUAGUCGCCCAGACAAUUAACCUCGGGGUGAUCGAAGAUGUGGGCGUCGUUGCUGAAUCCGAUGCACUGACCAAGCGCCAUCAGAAAUCAGUGGAGUUGACAAAUAUCCCCGAGGCCAUUCUGCACGACAUGGUGGAUUGUUCGCUUCGCCAGCAGCUCAUGUUCAAAGCGUCACCAUCGGGUGCUGAAACUCCGAGCCGGUUAAUAACAGGCCUCACGGUACCACAAGAUCCGAAACACUCAGCUCUGCGAUUCGAUCUGCGCUUCCGUGGAUUGUUCGUGGCGCGGGCAAGUGCAUUUGAGUCCGCGACGGCAGCAAAUGAAAGCGACCCCGUUGGCAGUGCAGUAUAUUCGUUCCAUGGGCUCGUUCGGGCUGGUGCGUCUGUUGACGAGCUUCUCGAACCAUGUGUGCAGGUCCUGGCGGCUCGGCUAGGUCAAAUGCUCCGAUGGAACGACGGGCAGCAAAUUGAGCCGGAGCGACCGCUGUCAGUCUACGGGCUAGACUCGCUGUCCACGGUGGAGCUGCGAAAUUGGAUCAAAGCCGAAUUGGGGGCCGAACUGACCACGUUCGAUAUUGUCCACGCAAAUAGUUUGAUCAUGCUAGCAGAAAGAUUAGUCAAUAAGGUGCGACGAGAAUGAGAAGGAUUAAGGAUUCCGAUGGAAAUUGUGUUGGUGAUGAAUGGAUUGAUG